GCCAGGCCGAGGAAAAGCGGCCGACCGGCAUCGGAGGGGAGCUUCCCAAAGCGGGAACCUGCCUGGGGCGGCCGGCCGCGAUUUUGGCGGGAAAAAAAGAGGGCGGCCUUGUAGUGUUCUCUUAAAGAUUCUACUAUGGCUGCUACUGUGAAUUUGGAACUUGACCCUGUAUUUUUGAAAGCUCUGGGUUUCUUGCAUUCAAAGAGCAAAGAUUCUGCUGAGAAGUUAAAAGCACUUCUUGAUGAAUCUUUAUCUAGGGGAAUUGAUUCAUGUUAUCGUCCACAACAAAAGGAAGUAGAUCAGCCCAAAGUAUCCAUUCCAAAACCAGUUUCUGUUAAGACCACUCCAAGCCUCCCUACAAGUAACAAUAAUGGGAAACCCAUUGUAGUUGAAAAGGUCAAAAAAGAGGUGGAAAAGAGAAUUGCGGAUAAAGUAAAAGUGGAAAUCAGUGAAGGAAUUGACAUUCCUUCAAAAAAACCAAGACUAGAAAAGGCAGAAGCUCAUGCCUCAUCAAUUACAGUGCAGACAAGCAAAGAUUUGCCCAUGGCAGACCUUUCUAGUUUUGAAGAAACUAGUGCUGAUGAUUUUGCAAUGGAGAUGGGUCUGGCUUGUGUUGUUUGCAGACAAAUAACAGUAACUUCUGGAAAUCCAUUAGUGGAAUGCCAGGAAUGUCAUAAUUUCUAUCACCAAGACUGCCACAAACCUCAAGUGACAGACAAGGAAAUGAAUGAUCCACGGGUUGUGUGGUAUUGUGCCCGAUGUACCAGGCAACUUAAAAAAAUGGCUCAGAAAACACAGAAGCCUUCCCAGAAGCCAGCUCCUGCUGUAGUGUCAGUAGCUCCAGCUGUGAAAGAUCCACUAAUAAAGAAACCAGAAAUUAAGCUAAAAUUGGAGACUACACCAGCUUUUCUAGCAUUUAAGAGGACAGAGGUCAAGACUUCGGCAACAAUGUCAGGGAACUCAACCACCACCAACGUUUCCUCCUCCUCAAACAGUGGCCUUACAGGAUGGGCAGCUUUUGCAAAGACAUCUUCUGCAGGCCCGUCAACAGCUAAGAUGGGGUCUGCCACCCAGAGUACCAGUGGCAAGCCUGUCACUGGCUCAAACAAUCAGAAACCCACUGGUUUGUCAGGGCUGGCCACAACCAAAGGAGUAGGGUCAAAGAUAACAUCUGCCGGUAGCACAAACCCUAGCCAGUUGAAGCCAUUACCACCUCUGACAUUGGGGAAAGUUGGUCUCUCUCGGUCUGUGAGCAGUGACAACGUAAGCAAAAUAGGCCUUCCUAAUGCAGGCAGUUCAACCCCAGGCAACAGCCAAACUAUUGGUGGAAAUGGCAGCAGUGUGGCAGCAGGGAGCAGUGCUAGCAAAUCAAGUACAGAAUCGGGCAAUCAGUCCCCAUCGCUGAAAGGUCCAACUUCACAAGAAUCACAGCUUAAUGCUAUGAAGAGGUUACAGAUGGUCAAAAAGAAAGCAGCUCAGAAGAAGCUCAAAAAAUAACAGGUCUAUUUUUAAAACAAUAGAUAAUGAUAUCAUUAGUUCUAGUCUGCAAAGUGCAAACAUGUUGUUCAACUCUACCAGAUAACUGUAAAAUCAAUGAUCUAUAAAUUACUGUUGUGUUUUCAUUUGGCAUCCUUGUGUGUAUUCACAAGAAUUAAUAUAUUAGUAAAAAGUCCUUUUAGUUAGCUGCCUUAUUCGUACCUUUCUCAUUAAAUUAGAGCUACAAAAAUCCAGAUUACUACUAGAUGGUAGUAAUUAGAGUUCGUAGUCUAUGAACCAUAGUUCUAAUUAAAUACAGUUAUUAAAUACAAUUUAACAAUAUUUGUUCUUUUAAAAUAUAUUUGAUGCUUUACUCUUCUCCAAAUAUAAACCUAAAAACCAUUAUGAAUUCUAAGAAAUUUGUAUAUUUGUAUAUGUUGCCCGGGGGGGGGGGGCAUCCUUUACAAUGGUGAUACAUUCAGCCCUAUUUGCCAUUUCUAGUGGAAUAAACAAGGUUGUGUGUGUCAGUCCCAGUCCUACUCAAUCUGUUCUUCAUUUGAUGUUGUCACUUGCUGUCUAGGUUCUGAAGGAGGGAAUGUAUGUAUAUCAGGUACGAGUUGCAAAACUCUUUUUGACCUACGCCACUUGAAUGCAAACAGUGACUCCAUAGAGUCAUUCAAGGAACCCUCUUUACUGAUGAUUGUACACUCCUGUUGCACAAGGACAGUGAACCUGAACAAAUUCUCAGAUGCUGUUUUGGCCUGAUUAUCAGCCUGAGAAACACUGAAAUACUUAUCAGCCUAUGCCAAAUCCCAAGACCAUAGAAUCACUGUUGAUAGCACCUAGCUGACAAAUGUAAACAGCUUCAAAUAUAUUUUGGAAGCAUCAUCUCGAGUGAAGGGUCUUUGGACAAAGAAAUUGAAGUCAGGAUCAGCAGAGCAAGCCAAGCACUAGGGUGGCGGAUACCAGAGUGCUCCAUCAACACAACAUCCAUCUCUCCAGAAAGCUGGCAUUUCACAUGUGUGCUCAUCCUCAACAUUUGCUGGCUAAGACCAUGUCUUAUUUUACAUUUUAUAGCCUAUCUUUUAAGUUACACAUCUUUCCAAAGAAUAUCUCGCAUAUAUGCUGUAUAUGCAAUCUCAAUACCAAAAUCUUGUCUCCCUUUUCUUUUGUGCUCUAUAGAAGUCAGGUAAGCUGAUGUUUUCAAUCUAUUUGAAAUUUAAGCUUUAGCCAACAUUACCAAUUGUAAUUUUGGAAAUUUAUCCAAAAUAGUUUACCAACUCUUGGUAUUAUGAUACAAAAUUUCACUUUACACUAUUUUUAGCCACUUGCACAACUCGGGUACUUCUGGAAGGCAGAUCCAUGUUAAUAAUUUUAUAUGUAAAAUAUGUAAAAUAUCUUCAAGGAAGUGAUUCUAUUCAUAAAAAUAAAAGAUUGGUCAAGGUAGGAGUACCCAAUUUGGAGGCUACUUCACUCAACUGCAUCAGUUGCAAUAAGUGACAAAGCAGAAGUAAAGCAAUAUCUUCUGGCUUUCUUGCUGUUUCUUCAUAGAAAGACAGGAAACAUUUAGAACUUUGGAGUGAUGUUUAUGGUAAAAGAAAAGUCAGUGCUGCAAGCAUUUUAUUAUGGUAGUCACAAAAUUGAGAAGAAAAAAAAAGCUUAUGCACCACAUAAAUAAGGUAUCGAUGUCUGUUGGUCUGAAAAAUCAGAGAAAACAAUAGAAAGAUCAAUUAUUUGUGGAGUAUUUGCCACCUUAUAUGAGGGAUCACUGAAAAAAGGUUUAUUGCUGAAGCUCUCAACCUAGCAAUGAAAUAUAAAGGAAUGAAUGAAUAUAUAUCCCAGUUCAAUGUUGCAAGAACCAAUCUGAUUCAGUAAUUGGGACCAGAGAUUUAGUUUUCCAAGCUUUCAGCCUCGUGUUGGAGGCCGAGACUGAUUCUAAAGACCAUUUGUAAACUAUCCUUAGAGGAUUGAUCCUAGAGACUGUUUAUAAAUAGCUUCUUGAACUUACUGACAUAUACUUCAUUAGUUUUAGAUACACAGGAAAUAACAAUAGAUUUAGUGAUUUCUGUCUUUUUAUUUUUUAAA
Messenger RNA from Thamnophis sirtalis, 3561 nucleotides. RefSeq names its product integrator complex subunit 12 (gene INTS12). Lineage: Eukaryota; Metazoa; Chordata; Lepidosauria; Squamata; Natricidae. Gene Ontology annotation, biological process: snRNA 3'-end processing. Gene Ontology annotation, cellular component: integrator complex. The record is from RefSeq and is a predicted model, not a curated record.